This is a messenger RNA of Eupeodes corollae, 1260 nucleotides long. RefSeq names its product glyoxalase domain-containing protein 4. Bases 261 to 1124 code for a protein of 287 amino acids. The transcript is spliced from 4 exons. The record is from RefSeq and is a predicted model, not a curated record. NCBI's taxonomy places the organism in Eukaryota, Metazoa, Arthropoda, Insecta, Diptera, Syrphidae.
UUUUUUUAUUUCUAUUAUUUCAAGUUUCUCAUUCGAAUUUUCUGAUUUUGUGCUUCAUUUCGAUUUCGUCGAUUUAUUAGUUCGUUACUUGUUGAUGUUGAAAGUUGUGCAGUGUCUCUAAUCAGAAAAAUAAAAUUCUCAUUGAGUUAUCUUGAAAAGAAAGAAAUAAAAAUCAAACUAAACAAAUAUUAACCCACUUAAAAAAUUCUUGAUAAAGAAAAAUUAGAACACGCUAAAAACAUUAAACAAUUAAGUUAGCUAUGACAUCAAUUACAGGACGUGCUUUGCAUUAUGUUUUCAAAGUCGGUGAUAGAGCUAAAAAUGCUUUCUUUUAUCGCAGCAUUCUUGGAAUGAAGGUACUGCGGCACGAAGAAUUCACACAGGGUUGUGAUGCACAAUGUAAUGGACCUUAUGACAAUCGCUGGAGUAAGACUAUGGUUGGUUAUGGACCUGAAGCAUCUCAUUUUGUUAUCGAACUCACUUACAACUAUGGAGUGAAGAACUAUGAACUAGGAAACGAUUUUGGUGGCAUCACAAUAAAAUCCAAGGAAGCCCUCGAGCGCGCAAAAUCGAACAACUAUCCAACCACAAAAGAGAACAACCUUGAUGUGCUGACUUCCCCUGAUGGAUACAAAUUCUUUGUCAUCAAUGAACCCCAACCCAGUCAUUCUGAUCCAGUGGUUGAAGUUACAAUUAAUUCAUCAAAUCUCAGCAAUUCCAAAAAAUAUUGGAAGGACUUGCUCAAGAUGACAUUACUCAAGGAAGAGAACAAAUCGUUGCUUCUCUCCUACGGCAAUAAACAAGCAUCCCUACGAAUUCGUGAAAUCUCAGAGCCUUUGAAUCGUGCUAAAGCCUAUGGACGAAUUGCUUUUGCUGUUCCUCUCGAUGAACAACCAAAAAUUGAUGAAUUAAUAAAAGCUGCAUCUGGAACAAUUCUAACACCACUUAUAACCCUGGAUACUCCUGGCAAAGCCACCGUUCGUGUUAUUAUUCUUGGAGAUCCUGAUGGUCAUGAGAUUUGUUUUGUUGAUGAAGAAGGAUUUUCACAGCUAUCAGCUGUCGAUCCAGAGGGUGAUAAACUCUUGGAUAGAUAUAUUGGAAAGGAUCCAUUCCAAUCGAAGUGAAGUUAUUGAACUUAGUGUAUAAUACUCAGUUGUAAGAUAUGUAAUGUAAUUAGUAUGUUUUUUAUUUGAUUUAAAUGGUAAUUGAUGUGAUUCAAAGUUUACUUAAAUAAAAUUGAUUGAUAUUUUCUUAUUUUAA